Molecule: messenger RNA, 624 nt
Organism: Charadrius vociferus (killdeer)
Lineage: Eukaryota; Metazoa; Chordata; Aves; Charadriiformes; Charadriidae
Gene: VSTM5
Product: V-set and transmembrane domain containing 5
Exons: 4
Coding region: 1-624 (207 amino acids)
Biological process (GO): positive regulation of excitatory synapse assembly; filopodium assembly
Cellular component (GO): plasma membrane; dendrite; axon
Source: RefSeq, a predicted model, not a curated record
AUGUCCACAAAGAAGGAAUCCCAGGAACGUUUUCUUGGAAAAAGCCUAGAUCCUAUCUGGUUACAAAAAUACAGAGUGGCUGGGGCUUUCUCCUGUGCUGGUCCCAUAGCUCCUGGAGGAGUAUCGUUAAUUGUCCCACAACCCAACAUCAACACAACAGUGGCACAAAACAUCUUGCUCUCCGUUGAAUACUCUUGCAGAGGCGUCGCCACCAUUGAGUGGAAGCACGUGUCAAGCUGGGGCACCACCAAAAUUGUUGAGUGGAAAAGUGGGAAUUAUGUCAACAUAUCCUCGAUGUACAAGGACAGAGUGACUACCUUUGAAAAUGGCUCUAUACAGCUUCUGAACAUGGGCAUGAGAGAUGCUGGCUACUAUUUUAUCACUGUAACGGAGGAGUAUGGAACCAGCACCUAUGGCACCAUCAUAGUCAAUGUUUACGAGAUUAUCUAUGAAGAUUUACAUUUUGUAGCAGUUCUCUUUGCAUUUCUUGCUGCUGUAUCUGCCAUUUUGAUCUGCUUCAUGUGGCUGUGUAAUAAAUCUCUGCAUCUAUUUCAGAAGAAGACGCCACACAAACUAACAGCAAGUACAACCGAAGAGAUUGAAUUGGAAACCAUUGAGUGUUAG